AUGGCCGAGCACCCUGGUUCCUCCAACUCAGCGAAUCGCUCUCUCCAGUCCAUCAGCUUCGUAGCCCGCGCUCCAAAACCCGAUUCCGUUGUCGUCCAUCCAAAAGAAUCCGUCAAAGGCGCCACCCAGUCUUCAAACCUAGCAAGCUCUACGGAUCCCGCCUCCGCAACCGCAACCCUCUCCCGCCUUUCCGCCGCCCUCGCCACCGCCUCUCCACCCACCCUCGGCCCCUCAACCCCCUACCCGCGGCCCCCAACCAUGCCCAACCCACCCGACGUCAAAUCCCAGGCCGACGUCUCCACAGACGGCCUCAACAGCUUACGCAAGACCCGCGACCUCCUCCACCUCCUCGCCCACCGCAACAAGAACCAGCACCGCCGCAGCGUCUGGUGGCGCCACCUAUCCCACUUCCGCAGCGAACUGCGCCUGCUAGUGUCAGACCUCUCAUCCCUCUCUACUAACCCCGGUGACGCGAAGACGCGCGAGGCGGUGGAGGCGAGAGUGGGGAGGUGGCGCGACGCGUUGGUGCCAAGGUGGUACUUUGCGUUCUCGCAGCUCACGGCGAGCACGCAGUUUGCGGCCAUAGGGGUCGCGCUGUUGGCCAUGCUGGCGAGUGUGGCGAGGUGCACCGGCAUCACGGCUGCGUAUGCUGUGAUGGAGGUGGAAGGCGAGAUGGCGGUGCUGCGGCGUGGCUUGGUUGCUGCUGCGCGGGAGGGUGGGGAGGGGGUGUUGGAAGGGGUGGCGGGGAAUCAUGGGGUGUUGGGGGCGGAGGAGGAGGAUGUGGGGUUGGUGGUUGGGAGGGAGGAGUAG
This is a messenger RNA of Coniosporium apollinis CBS 100218, 810 nucleotides long. RefSeq lists its product as uncharacterized. The record is from RefSeq and is a predicted model, not a curated record. Gene Ontology annotation, biological process: nuclear-transcribed mRNA catabolic process, RNase MRP-dependent; maturation of 5.8S rRNA from tricistronic rRNA transcript (SSU-rRNA, 5.8S rRNA, LSU-rRNA). The coding region runs from base 1 to 810 and encodes 269 amino acids. Gene Ontology annotation, cellular component: ribonuclease MRP complex. NCBI's taxonomy places the organism in Eukaryota, Fungi, Ascomycota, Dothideomycetes. Gene Ontology annotation, molecular function: rRNA primary transcript binding. The transcript has 2 exons.